Molecule: messenger RNA, 3843 nt
Organism: Lepus europaeus (European hare)
Lineage: Eukaryota; Metazoa; Chordata; Mammalia; Lagomorpha; Leporidae
Gene: MAN1C1
Product: mannosidase alpha class 1C member 1
Exons: 12
Coding region: 79-1929 (616 amino acids)
Biological process (GO): carbohydrate metabolic process; N-glycan processing
Cellular component (GO): extracellular exosome; endoplasmic reticulum; Golgi membrane
Molecular function (GO): mannosyl-oligosaccharide 1,2-alpha-mannosidase activity; calcium ion binding
Source: RefSeq, a predicted model, not a curated record
GCGGACACGUGCCUGGUUGCCCAGCGCCGCCGGAGUCCGGCACGGCGCCGACAGGCCCCAGCCCAGUGUCCAGCCACCAUGCCCUGGAGGAAAGUGCCGGGCUUGGCGCCGGCCUCCCUGUGGGGGCUCCGGCUGCCGCAGAAGUUCCUCUUCCUCCUCUUCCUCUCGGGCCUCAUCACCCUGUGCUUCGGGGCCCUCUUCCUGCUGCCCCACUCCUCUCGCCUCAAGCGCCUUUUCCUGCCGCCGCGGAUCCAGCAGCCUGGUCUGGAGGUGGUGGCUGACAUCGCCGGCCACCCCCUGGCUCGCGAGCAGGACCUGCUCCCCAACCCAGCGCCCGCGGCCCCUGCCCCGGGCCAGGAUGGCCCCAGCAGCCAGUCCAGAGUCCGGCGCAAGAAAGGGUGGGCGCGGCGCGUGCGGCCCACUGGCGCGCGGAGGCUCCCGGACGAUGGCACCCGGUUCAGCUUCGACUUCAACGCGUUCCGGAGCCGCCUCCGACACCCAGUCCUGGGGAGCGGGGCUGAGCAGCAGGAGGAGUCCGGCAGUCCAGUGCGAGCCCAGCGCGAGAAAAUCAAGGAGAUGAUGCAGUUCGCCUGGCAGAGCUACAAGCGCUACGCCAUGGGGAGAAACGAGCUCCGCCCGCUCACGCGAGACGGCUACGAGGGCAGCAUGUUCGGAGGCCUCAGCGGGGCGACCAUCAUUGACUCCCUGGAUACCCUCUACCUCAUGGAGCUGAAGGAGGAGUUCCAGGAGGCCAAGGCCUGGGUUGAAGACAGUUUCCACCUGAACGUGAGCGGGGAAGCGUCCCUGUUUGAGGUCAACAUCCGCUACAUCGGAGGACUGCUCUCCGCCUUCUACCUGACGGGGGAAGAGGUGUUCAGAGUGAAGGCCAUCCAGCUGGGCGAGAAGCUCCUGCCAGCCUUCAAGACCCCCACGGGAAUCCCAAAGAGCUCCGUCAACUUCAAAAGCGGGAGCUGGGGCUGGGCCACGGCAGGCAGCAGCAGCAUCCUGGCUGAGUUCGGAUCCCUGCACUUGGAGUUCUUACACCUCACCGAGCUCUCCGGCCAGCAGGUCUUCGCGAAAAAGGUCCGGAACAUUCGCAGUGUCCUCAGGAACUUGGAGAAGCCCUUCGGCCUCUACCCCAACUUCCUCAGCCCAGUGAGCGGCACCUGGGUACAGCAGCACGUCUCGGUCGGAGGACUCGGGGACAGUUUUUAUGAAUAUUUGAUCAAAUCCUGGUUGAUGUCGGCCAAGACAGAUGUGGAGGCUAAAACCAUGUACUACGAAGCCUUAGAGGCCAUUGAGACCUACCUGCUGAAUGUCUCUCCUGGGGGCCUGACCUACAUUGCUGAGUGGCGAGGGGGGAUUCUCGACCACAAGAUGGGGCACCUGGCCUGUUUCUCGGGGGGCAUGAUCGCCCUGGGCGCUGAGGACGCCGAGGAAGAGAAGAGGAACCACUACCGAGAGCUCGCGGCCGAGAUCACCAAGACCUGCCACGAGUCGUACGCCCGCUCAGACACCAAACUGGGGCCCGAGGCCUUCUGGUUCAACUCUGGCAGAGAGGCGGUGGCCACCCAGCUGAGCGAGAGCUACUACAUCCUGCGGCCCGAGGUGGUCGAGAGCUACAUGUACCUGUGGCGCCAGACCCACAACCCCAUCUACAGGGAGUGGGGCUGGGAGGUGGUGACGGCCUUGGAGAAAUACUGCCGCACGGAAGCCGGGUUCUCGGGGAUCCAGGACGUGUACAGCGUCGUCCCCAGCCACGACAACAAGCAGCAGAGCUUCUUCCUGGCGGAGACCCUCAAGUAUCUCUACCUUCUGUUCUCCGACGAUGAUGUGCUCUCCCUGGAAGACUGGGUGUUCAACACCGAGGCCCACCCGCUCCCCAUCAACCACUCGGGCAGCUCCGCCGGGGCCCGGCGCCCGCGCUGACCGGCUCCCCGCCGCCCCCGGGCCGUCUCAGGGAUGCCACGCCUCCUCGGGAUUUGGGACUGUUCUCAGAGGGACUGGGAACACGGACCCCACAGGGCAGACCCCGGCCAGCUGCGUCGGGCUCGCUACUCUCCUCUGUGAGGAGACAGGACUGGGAGACGCCCCGGCGUCGGAGCAGGGCUGCGGGUGCGCCGGCCCCACAUUCCUUUCUCGGAGAAAUUUCUAUGAAACCCACAAAGCGGCCGUGGCAGGGCCACGGGGCCGGAGGUCUGCGUGUCCGCCCCACGUAGCUGCGUCACUUCCACUGGGGCUCUGCUUGAUUUGGCUUUUUCUUUACUAUUCGGUUUUGUUACGCUCUCUCGAGUCAUGGGCUUUCUAAGGGGGUCACCCGCCCCCCAUCUCCACCCCGUCUCUCCACGUUCAAUGCCUUUGAGCCAACACUUACUCUGCGUUCAUGUCCCCAUCAGUUCGCUUACCAUGGCAGGAGGGGGCUCCUUUGACUUGGGCCCACCCAACUGUUAGGACUGGCUGUGCUAUUCUCAUUACUGUAAUGGAAAAAAAAAAAUCUGGGAACUAGAAAAAAGAGUUUAUUGAAUAACAAGAGCAAGCUCAUUGCACAGCAGUCACUGCUGGGGAAGCAUCGCCAGGCUUGCGACAGACACAGAGGAGCCUCAGCCAGCCAUUGCCGGAAGGUCCCGUGCGGCCAGCGACGCCUCUCCUCUUACCUUGCCUUAACUUGGUCCUAAUGUAUUCAGGAAAUAUGAGCUAGAUGUGCAUGCUCAGGCCGAGGCUCAGGAGAGACCAGAGAGGAGCAGCAACUCGCCUGAAGUCACACGGGGGGGGGGGGGGGGGGAGCAGCAAGGAGCCUCACCCUGCCCUCCCCUGGCCACCCCAGUCCUGCUUCCCAGACACAGAGGAGAGAGGCAGACAGGGCCCCGCAGUCCCGAGGGAGGCAGAGCAGGAAGGUCGCAGAAGCACCUCCAAGACAAUCAAGCCAAGGUAGCAACAGCCAGGACCGACUAUGGCGGGGUGGAGAGCGCAGGGGACCUUCAAGCCAAGCCCUAGACGGUGAGGAGUGGCCAGAGAGGACAUCCCACAGAUCCAGACCCCCUCCACCCUCCCUGGGGCCCACCUCUUGCUGCCCCCGCCAGGGGCCCCGAAACACUGAGCCUGUUCUGCAGAGAAAGGAGUUCAUGUGUUCAUGCGCCAGCACCGAGGUGAGCACAGGCCCUGCUCCCUGACGGCCCAGCCGCUCGGCCAAGGGCACGGGACCGUGCUCAGCCCUGCCCCAGGCUCGGCCGCUCCGUCAUGGCUCUGCUCUUCAUCUCCACUGACCCUCAGGCUGCUGGGGCUCCGUGCCGAUGACCUUAAAUCCCUGCUGUGUGGACCCAGGCAGGGCCCCCAGCUCCCUGGGCUCUUCUUUGCAAGCAGAGGGAGACCCUGCACCUGCCAAGGUUGUCAAAAGAUGAAGUGGGAAGCCAGGGGCGCAGGAAGCGCUUCCUCCUUGUUCUGGGGACUUGGACACCCCACCACCCUGACCCCGGGAUCAUCUCAAACAGCCGUCGUGAGCAGCCCCGAUCUGAAAGGGGCAGGUCACCGCACACUUCCUCGGCGUCCAGGAAAGUGGGGCUCCUGCCACCACCUGCCCUCCUGUGAAAAAAACAGCUCCCUACAGAAACCUCGUAGACAGAUUAGGAAAUAAAGCAAAGCAGACAGAAAACGUCACCAUCCGUCUCUCCAGAAUGGAUACUGUUACGCAAGUAUUUUCUUCUAGACCUUUUUCUAUGAAUGUAUAGAAUCUAUGUUUUGGAACAUGGUAUCAUACUAUGCAUACUAUUUUCUUAUAAUCUGCUGUUGCACUUAACUGUGUAUUGUGGACCUCUUUCCCCGUCAACAAAUACACACGUAUCUCAU